AUGACCAUCGAAGGUGGUGGAAGCUUAGGCGGAAAAAGUGCUGACAUCUUCAAUUUAAAAUUAAUUCAUUUGCCAGAAGCACUUCUCGGCGGUAUGAGUUUUAAUCCAAAAAUAUUGAAACAGUUAAUAGUCAAAAGCAUGCCUUACUCAUUAGAGUGCUAUAAAUCUCGUGAACACAAGUUGGAACUUCUUAAUGAAGCCAUCAAAACAGGCGACGGCAAUGCAAUACUAACAAUUGUUCUCUUUCUUGAAAGAACAAUGAAGAAAAGUUUGUUCAAUUUAGAGAUAGGCAGAAGACCAAUGGCACUGGACCACUACAUACACCAUCUGCUUGGAGAAGAACCCAGCAAUAACAUGUUUGAUGUUUUAAAAUUUUUUUCCAGAUCAGAUAACGCCGCAAUGUUAAAGUUCAAGUUAGCGACGAAAGACUCAAAUGCAUCGUCCAAAGUGGCCAGCCUGAAGAAAUGUCUAGAGUCCCACUUUCAUAAAGAGGAAACCUUGCAGCAGGAAGCUUACGUUGUACAACAAUAUAUCGAUUUGAUUGAGUUGCAGUGCGCUAUACAAGAAAACUAUAGAAAUGAGAAAAAUAUUUCCAAUCCAGUAACACCAAAAAUUUCAGAUGGUUUUGUCGGUAGUGCAACCAUGUCAACAUUAUCUUAUUCCUGCCUUUAUCAUUAUGACAAACCCGAGAAUUUUUUCGUCAGUCCAUUAUCGAUAAAAAAAUCCCAAAAGUUGACGGACAAACAGUAUCUAUGGAAAGCAAUGAUUGCAUUAAUCAUCCAAAAACGAUGGAAUGAUCUUGAGAGCCUUUUCAAGACGAAGACGUGGAUGGGUGGGAUCAAGAUGAGGUCACCUGUGAGUUUUGAUAGGAUCGUUUCAUUGCUGCAUCACAUGAACGCGCCCAAAGAGAUUAAAGAAAAGUAUUGCUUGUUAGUGGAGGAUUUGGAUCAACGCAUUCAAAUAGCGUCCAAGUGCUCUUGCCAUGAAAUUGUUCUUAAAACGUAUAAAGAUCAGCUGAACAGAUGCCAGAUCGAAGAAUACAUGACCUUGCUUAAAAACAACACACCAGAAUAUUUUUUUGCCAAUGAACUGCUCAACGAUACGUCUAUAAAGUGGAAGAAGUAAUUUUUCAAUCAACUUUUUGAUGUUGUUCAAGUCGACCGUUCUGUUCGUCUUUCCUUCUGCAACAUCUCUGUAUUGUAUAUUAGACUCAAAAAUUGAUCAAUAUAUAUUCAAGAACUAUUUUAAUUUUGCAUUACAAAUACGUGUGUGUGUGUGUGUGUGUGUGUGUGUGUGUGUGUGUGUGUGUGUGUGUGUGUGUGUGUGUGUGUGUGUGUGUGUGAGUGUGUGAAUGGAGUGUGUGUUAGAUGUAAUAUAGUGUAGUGUAGGAUUAUUUAUUUAUGAGUUAAUUUAUUUUUGGAAAGUUUUAUGACUGUUUGGAUUCUCUUGUUAAGAAAAAGUGUGAUUCGUU
Molecule: messenger RNA, 1471 nt
Organism: Helobdella robusta
Lineage: Eukaryota; Metazoa; Annelida; Clitellata; Rhynchobdellida; Glossiphoniidae
Exons: 14
Coding region: 1-1125 (374 amino acids)
Biological process (GO): intracellular protein transport; vacuolar transport
Cellular component (GO): cytoplasm
Source: RefSeq, a predicted model, not a curated record